AGCCACUCCCACUGCGCGCCUGCAGAAAGCGAAAGCGAGCAAUACCAAGCAAAAGCGAAAGGGCAGCAGCCAGGGAGCCAUGGGCUGCGGAACGUGGCUGGCGGCCGGCUGCCUCCUGAGCGCCGUAAUCACAAGGCCGAUGAACAGCAUUGUUUCUGCAGAGCCAGGGCUCAGGAGGAACCUACAACUUCCCUGCGUGUUUGAAAUGAGAAAAACCAUUCCCCUGUCCAAUGAAACAGAGACUGUGCUGCUGAACGUCAGGCUGCUGCUGCCUGUAGCUGGAACAGAAGUUGCCCAAAGGCCUCAGACAGAAAGGCUUCCUGCAGACAACCUGCCCUCAUUCAUUUUACAAGAGCCCUCAGUGAAUAUUCUGCAGCACAUGGAUGAGGAUAUCAACAUGCUUGACUGCAGGAUCAGCCCUUACUUCACAGCCAACACUCAGAUCCUCUGGCCUGGGAGGGAGGUCCAAGCCCAUGGCCUGGACACCUGGUUCACUUGUACCAUAAAGCACACAGCUGGGAAAUAUGCAGCCACAGCCUUCCUUGUGCAAGGCCACAAGGACAGAGAGCACCAAACUCCAGGACAGCUUCAUCAGGACAUUGCUGAGCAAACACAUAUGUCAGCGGUGCUGGCGGUGCGCACGCGGCUGCCCCACGUCCGUACGGCGCUGGGGACGGACGUGGUGUUGGACUGCUCCUUCUCCACCGAGCAGCGGGUGGCCGUGGCAGUGCGGUGGGCGCUGCGGCAGAAGGGGCGGCAGGAGAGGAGCAUCACCACCUCCGGCGGCGGCCGCGCGGAGAUGUUCCCGCAGGAGCCCCGCGGUAACGCAUCCCUGCUGCUCCGGCGCGUGGAGCUCGGAGACGAGGGGACAUACAUCUGCACGGUGCAGGCGGCAGCCCUUGCGCUGGAGCAGACGGUCCAGCUGCAGAUAACGGAAAAGCCCACAGUGACUGUCAACGUGAACUCCCUGUCCCUGGUGGAGGGGGAGCAGCAGAAGUUGGUCUGUGACAUCCGCAACUACUACCCUGCGGACAUCCACGUGCAGUGGCUCCGUGAGCCGCGGGGUGGUGGGCAGCUCCCUGACGCCGUGCCCAACGUCCUCACCAGCAGCCACCGGCGCAGCAGCAAUGGCACCUACAGCUUCUCCAGGUUCUUCCUGCUGACAGCAACUCUGCGUGAUGACGGCUGCACCUACACGUGCCGUGUGGAGCACCCCAGCCUGCAGGCAUCCAUCCGGAGGAGCGUCACUGUGGCAGUGAGAGCUGCAGAAGCAAACUCCAUCACCUGGCUGCUGCUGCUGCUGCUUGGCCUCGUGGGGUGCCUUGUGGCCUCACUCCACCACCUCCACAAAGCAAGGAGCACAACUAAGCCCAAACCUUACUAGGCACAGUGCCCCACUGCCUGGUGAGGAGCAGCCACGGCCCAAUGAACUUCAGAUACAAUCAACACUGCUGAGUGUUCCAGGAGGCUGGGGCAAGCUGAAGGCAACAGCUGUUGCUGAAUACCAGUGUGGAUGAAACAAUUCUCCCAGUGGCAAAGGGGGGAGCUGCAAGAAUAACUUUUGUAAUAAAGGUUGAUUUAGAGAACACAAA
Messenger RNA from Coturnix japonica (Japanese quail), 1592 nucleotides. RefSeq lists its product as uncharacterized. NCBI's taxonomy places the organism in Eukaryota, Metazoa, Chordata, Aves, Galliformes, Phasianidae. The record is from RefSeq and is a predicted model, not a curated record.